AUGGACGGAAACAGUUUGCCUCGGUCGUCUUCCCUGUCUCUCCUGGGAGUUAAUGCCAGCACUAAUUUCUCCUGGCACAAGCACGUCGUUGGUUUGGCAAAGAUCGCUGCACAGAGAUUGGGCUUUCUGUUCCGUGCUAAAAGAUAUUUCACUUCUGCACAGCUUCUUACUCCCUACAAAGCACAGGUCAGACCAGUUAUGGAGUAUUGUUCUCAUACUUGGAGCUCGGCCCCUAAGCAUACUUUGGCAAUUUUGGACUCCAUUCAGAGAAGAGCUGUGCGUCUUGUCGACGAUCCGGCACUGACCGGCUCUCUGCAAUCACUCAGUCAUAGAAGAAGGGUUGACGAUUUAUCUUUGUUCUAUAGAUACUUUCAUGGGCAAUGUUCCGACCAGCGUGCUGAGCUCAUUCCACCUAGAGCGAGGUUUGGUCGUUCUACUCGUCAGGCAGUAUCAGCACAUCGCUAUACAGUCCGCCUCGAAAUCCCGCGAACGUCAGUGUAA
Messenger RNA from Cylas formicarius (sweet potato weevil), 501 nucleotides. RefSeq lists its product as uncharacterized. The record is from RefSeq and is a predicted model, not a curated record. The transcript has a single exon. NCBI's taxonomy places the organism in Eukaryota, Metazoa, Arthropoda, Insecta, Coleoptera, Brentidae. The coding region runs from base 1 to 501 and encodes 166 amino acids.